This is a messenger RNA of Oncorhynchus keta (chum salmon), 6174 nucleotides long. RefSeq names its product low-density lipoprotein receptor-related protein 8-like. The transcript has 18 exons. Gene Ontology annotation, molecular function: calcium ion binding; protein binding. Lineage: Eukaryota; Metazoa; Chordata; Actinopteri; Salmoniformes; Salmonidae. Bases 466 to 3432 code for a protein of 988 amino acids. The record is from RefSeq and is a predicted model, not a curated record.
GGUCCACUGUAGAGUUGUUAUUUUAAACCUUUGUUAUAUAUUGUUUUCAUCUAUAGACUCGGAUACUGUAAUAAGUUAUUAUAUGCGUUGUUGGUCUAUGCAUCCUCAUGCAUUCCUGCCUAUCCAUCACGAGUGAAGAACAAAAGUUAAUUCUUAGUUUUGGGAAUUCCCGACAGUGUUUUGGCCUUUCUGUAGAACAUUGUAAAAAUUAUAGACUACAGUAGACUACACACAUUCACGUCAUCGGCAGUAAAGAAUGGGGCGCGUUAAUUAAAAAGACUGCUUUAUUUUCUUGGCACAAUCCCCGCCCAUACACGCCGUCGUCACCGAUUCAAAUUGCCAGUGAGGCUGAGGCAAGGCAAGGGGGGUUCGGCCGGUAAAGUAGGCUAACACCGUCGCAUCGCUAGAAGAACGGAUUUUCGGACAGGCUUUGUUUGUGUAUGAGCUCCAUCACCUCCUCCAGAAAUGUGGACGGAUAUAAGGAAACUACUGAUCUUUCAUUUGUUUGUCCUAAAACACUGCUCAAAAGGAGCAGUGGCAGAAGAGUGUGAGGAAGGCCAGUUUCAGUGCAAUAACAGAAGGUGUAUACCGACCAUCUGGAGGUGCGAUGACGAUGACGACUGCUCAGACAACAGCGACGAGGAAAACUGUGCCAGGAAGACGUGUGCCCCAGCAGAGUUUGCCUGUGCUAACGGCCAGUGUGUACCAGGCCGCUGGCGCUGUGACGGGGAGCCAGAGUGUCCCGACGGCUCGGAUGAGGCAGACGCCACCUGCAGCAAGCAGACGUGUCCUCUGGAGAAGUUUGACUGCGGCGGCUCCACCAACAAGUGUGUCUCGUUGUCGUGGCGAUGCGAUGGCGAGCGGGACUGCGAGAACGGGGCGGACGAGGAGGACUGCGCCGCCGGAAACAAAGCCUGCCCGAAAAGCCAGUUCCAGUGUGCCAACCGCAAGUGCCUGGCACCUGUCUUCGUGUGUGACGGCGAUGACGACUGCGGCGACGACUCCGACGAACUCAAAUGCUCCGAACGCCACUCGCCGACGAACACCUGCAGCCCGCACGAGUUCCGCUGCAACACCUCGGAGUGCGUGCCCGUCAUGUGGAGCUGUGACGGCGACCCCGACUGCCCCGACGGCUCUGACGAGUGGCCGGAGCGUUGCGGCGGCGAAGGUUCACAUCCACGCCGCAGGGUGAACUGUACGAUGGAGGAGUUUCGGUGCGCCAACGGGGAGUGUGUGAGGCUGCCGUGGAAAUGUGACGGCGAUCCAGACUGCAAGGAUAAGUCAGACGAGGCAGAAUGUCCCCUACUGACGUGCAGGCCAGAUGAGUUCCAGUGUGGGGAUGGCUCCUGUAUCCACGGCACCAAGCAGUGUAACAAGGUCCAUGACUGUCCUGACCAGAGUGAUGAGGCCGGCUGUGUCAAUGCCACUAAGUGUGAGGGUCCCUUGAAGUUCCUGUGUAAGAACGGAGAGUGUAUCGACAGCGCCAAGGUGUGUGACAAUGUCAAGGACUGCAAGGACCGCUCUGAUGAGCCCAAGAAGGAGUGUGGGCUCAACGAGUGCUCACUCAACAACGGCGGCUGUUCUCACAUCUGCCAGGAUCGACCAAUAGGCUACGAGUGCCAGUGUCCCACCGGGUACAAACUACUGGACAAGAGGACGUGUGGAGACAUUGAUGAAUGUGAGAACCCCAACGCCUGCAGCCAGAUCUGCAUCAACUACAAGGGAGACUUCAAGUGUGAAUGUUACCAAGGCUAUGAGAUGGACCCCGUCACCAAGACCUGUAAAGCAGAAGGGAAGUCUCCUUACCUGCUGUUCACCAACCGUCAGGAGAUCCGUCGGGUAGACCCGGUGAAGAGGGACUACCGCCAGGUGCUUGCCACCCAGAAGAAUGCUGUGGCGCUGGACGUAGACGUGGCUAAUAACCGUCUGUUCUGGUGCGACCGCUUCCACCGUAACAUCUACAGUGCUCUGAUCCCAGAGGCGGGCGACCCGUCCCAGCAGGUGACCCUGGUGGACUCUAGCUCUCUCCUCUCCCCUGAGGGCCUGGCCCUGGACUGGGUCCAACACAACCUCUACUGGACCGACUCGGGCCACAAGACCGUCUCGGUGGCCUCGGCCUACGACGGCCUCAAGAGGAGGGUCCUGGUCGACACGGAGCUCAGCGAGCCCAGAGCCAUAGCGCUGGAUCCACAGCAUGGGUUCAUGUACUGGACUGACUGGGGCACCCGGGCCAAGAUAGAGAAGGCAGGGAUGAACGGGGUGGACCGACAAGUCCUGGUGUCAGACAACAUUGAGUGGCCAAAUGGCAUCACCCUGGACGUAGCCAACAGGCGUCUUUACUGGGUCGACUCCAAGCUGCACCUGAUCUCCAGUGUGGACUUGAACGGGGCUCAUCGCAGGACACACCUGUCCUCCUCAGAGAGACUGGGACACCCCUACGCACUGGCUGUGUUCGAGGACCGUAUCUACUGGACAGACCGGGAGAGAGAGGCAGUGUACAGCGCUAACAGGCUAACGGGCCAGGACAUCAGCACAGUGGCCGAGCACCUCAAAGACCCUCACGACAUAGUGGUCUUCCACCCGCUCCGCCAGCAACCAGGCCCAGACAGCUGUAACCUGGGCAGUGAGGACAACGGUGGCUGUGAGUACCUGUGUCUCAAAGCCCCCCAGAUCACAGAGCACUCCCCCAAAUACACCUGCGCCUGCCCCACAGGACAGGACCUGGGCCCCGAAAUGCGUGCCUGCAUGCCAGCAAAUGAGACCACUACCACAUCAUCACCUGUGGCCAUCACCACGGCCGCCAACGACAAGGUCUCCCCUCGCACUUCUGGGUUGUCCCAGGCAGACGCCGGGGUGCCCCACCUCAUCCCAGCCCCCUCCAGCACCCCAGAGCCCCCCCCUGGGGUGGAGGAGAAGGAAGGCCGUGGUUUGGAUCCCACUGCUGACACCAACAUCCGGGUCACCUCCACCACAGUAGGCUUCGUCGUCAAGGAGGACAGCAACCUCUCCCACCACUCUGGAAGUGAACAUUUCCUCCUUGGUGAGAACCUGACAGUGGCAGUUCUGGGAGUAAUGAUCCCCAUAGUUCCUAUUGUUGCCACAGUGAUCUUCGGCCUGCUCUGCACCGGCGUCUACCUGGUUUGGCGGAACUAUCGCCAGAACGCCACCAAGAGCAUGAAUUUCGACAACCCUGUCUACCGCAAGACCACAGGCGAGGGCGAGGAGGACGAGAUUCACAUCGGCCGGACGGAUGGCAUCAUGGGCGGCCACCACGGGCACCACCCGUACCCGGCCGGAGUGGGGUGUGGCGUAGUCGGCGGGGGCGGAAAUACAUGCCCACAGUUCAUUGCGCUGCCACUAGGUGGCAGUAUGCCUGAUCCGGGGACUCAUUGGUACACGGAGCAGCCUAUGCUGUCUACUACGGCGAAAUGAGUAUGGAGACAAGACAAGAUGGCCGCUCAGGAGGUUAAUUUUCAAGAUGGCCGCCGCUCAGGCACACGCACACACAGUACUGAGGUUACAGGUCACUCAAGCUGACUGACUUGUUGAAUGGAUGGACAUAUGAUGUUAUGAUAUCAUCACAUCCAGCCAUUAAGUCCAUGAUGUGCCAGUUCAUUACACAAGAUCGACAGUUUUACACUUUCUACGUUUUUAAAUGUGAUGUCAGAGUUUGGGUGGGUUCCAAUUGAAUUCCUGUCAAUUUAGAAAAUUUAUAAGAAUUCAGUUCAUGAUUUCUCUACGUAUCAAUUGAAUUUAGAUACAUUUCCUCACUGGACUUGAAAAGGAGUCAACUCCAAUUCUGUAUGUUUUUCAUCCACUUUUGAUCAAUCUAAGCAGUAUUGAGUUGUGUUAUGUCUCACGUUUAAGGGCGAGAGGAGUUACAAAAUAUUAUUUUAAUCCUUGACUUUUUAAAUUUAGGCUCUCCAUUUUUAUUUCCCUGGUGGAACCUCCAUUUUCUGGAGAGACUUUUUAGGAGGAGGUUUAAACCACGGCAGCACCUUAGUAGAUGGGACAAUCUGUACGGUUUUAAGAUAUUAAUUUAACAUGUUUUAUUGCUCACCUCAUUAUUACUAAAGAUGUCAUAGUGUUUAGUUAUUCUGGUCGGGGCAUUUGUCUUGGAGUGGAGUGAAAGGUUUAAGAGAGAGUGUGUGGGCUUGUGUGUGAGUGUGAGUUUGCUUGUCUGUCCCAGCAUUUGUGUGUGGAUUUAUGUGUGUGUGUGUAAACCUGUGUGUGGAUUUACGUGUGUGUGUAAACCUGUGUGUGGAUUUACGUGUGUGUGGAAACCUGUGUGUGUACUUUCUCUCGCCAUUGGAGAGGAGUUUUGCAUCCUUGUUGAUAUCCUGUGAAGUACAGUUGAGCCGUGGCAGAAACCUCUGUGAUGUUUUCUUUAUUGAACCACAAAGGCUAUCAGAAGGCAAGCAGGGAAUAGGAGGGUCAUGGAGAGGUUUUGGUGGGAUCCAAGAAAAAACUGAAGGCUUAGCGAGAGAAUCCUUUGUAGUUAUUAAGGGUGGCCUGGAUUUAUAGGCCCAGUGAAAAUACGUCUAAUUACCAGCUAAUGGCUAAGGUUAUCUGUGUUAGGCAGGAUAAUGACAACAGAGUUGGCUGAAGCAGAAAUAGCCAGCUUUCUGGCUAGCAUGCUGAUUAUCAAGGCUAAAGCGGAAAUAACUAGCUUUCUGGCUAGCAUGCUGUUUAUCAAGGCUAAAGCAGAAAUAACUAGCUUUCUGGCUAGCAGGCUGUUUAUAAAGGCGAAAGCAGAAAUAGCUAGCUUUCUGGCUAACAGGCUGUUUAUCAAGGUUAAAGCAGAAAUAACUAGCUUUCUGGGUAGCAGGCUAAUGUGUAUCUAGGCUAAACCAGAAAUGGCUAUUGGCUACCAGGCUAAUUGUUAGCUAUUAUUCUUCUCUCCUUUUUAGCUGUUUUCCAUGGCCAUGGUUAGUAAAUGUGUCAUCUGUUUUUGGUGAUUUUAUUCUCCCAUCUGCUCUCUUUGUCAGAAAACUCAUACACACACAGUCACUCACCCUCGAUAGAUCACACACAGGCAUGCAUAUUCACUCACCCUUCACAAGCACUCCACAAUGCCCCUGUCCUCGUUCUUUGAGCAGAUGUCAUUGUGAGCUUUCAUACAGGAGGGCAAUAGUAGGAGGUCUCUCAUACAGGAGGAACUCAGUAGGAGGUCUAUCAUACAGAAGGAACUCAGUAGGGGGUCUACCUAUCAUACAGGAGGAUCUCAGUAGAAGGUCUAACAUACUGGAGGAUCUCAGUAGAAGGUCUAACAUACUGGAGGACUUCAGUAGGAGGUCUAACAUACUGGAGGACCUCAGUAGGAGGUCUACCUAUCAUACAGGAGGAUCUCAGUAGAAGAUCUAACAUACUGGAGGAACUCAGUAGAAGGUCUAACAUACUGGAGGACUUCAGUAGGAGGUCUAACAUACUGGAGGACCUCAGUAGGAGGUCUACCUAUCAUACAGGAGGAUCUCAGUAGAAGGUCUAACAUACUGGAGGAACUCGGUAGAAGGUCUAACAUACUGGAGGAUCUCAGUAGAAGGUCUAACAUACUGGAGGAACUCAGUAGAAGGUCUAACAUACUGGAGGACCUCAGUAGAAGGUCUAUCAUACAGGAGGAUCUCAGUAGAAGGUCUAACAUACUGGAGGAACUCAGUAGAAGGUCUAACAUACUGGAGGAUCUCAGUAGAAGGUCUAACAUACUGGAGGACCUCAGUAGGAGGUCUAUCAUACAGGAGGAACUCAGUAGUAGGUUGAUUGUUGACAGAAGGCUCCUGUCAGGUGAUUUGGGGGCCUAGGCUACGUGGCAGAUUUAGAUUUUGUCCCAAAUGUCACCCUAUUCCCUUAAUAGUGCACUACUUUUGACCAGGACCCAUGGGGCUCUGGUCAAAAGUAGUGCACUAUAUAGGGGAUAGGGCGACAGUUGGUAUGCACCUCUCAACAGUAAUGAGGUUCGGUCAAGUUGGAUCCUCCGGUCAGUAAACACGGCCCUCCUUUAUCCCCCUCUUUUUUGUCCCCCUCUCUUUUGUCCCCCUCUCUUUUGUCCCCCUCUCUUUUAUCCCCCUCUCUUUUAUCCCCCUCUCUUUUGUCCCCCACUCUUUUGUCCCCCUCUCUUUUAUCCCCCCCUCUUUUAUCCCCCCCUCUUUUGUCCCCCUCGAAUUUUGUCCUGCUCAA